GUUCUCCAGUGAUUGUACUGGAGAGUUCAGAGGUGAAAUCCGAGAAAGAGGAGGAGCCGCACACUGAGGGUCAUGUGACCACCAUGAAGUGUGAAUACGACACAUUUACUGAUGAUGGUUCAUCAGUGGCCCCACUAGAGAAUAUAGCGAUGAAGGCAGAGGAACCGGAUACUGCGGAACACGUACUAAAGAUAGAAAGUGUUGGAUCCUUAGCUAACGAUAACGGAUUGAACAUUAUACAUAUGGAGCAGAGGACUCUCAACAUUAGACUGAUAGCUCACAGUCCAAAAGAACUGAGCACUAGUGGGUAUCAGAAAACACUGGAUGUAUCUCAGAAGACUUUUAAAGAUGAUCAUGAACAAGUGGAACUUGAACACCACACGUGUACAGAGUGUGGAAUAAGUUUGCCAUUUAAGUCAUCUCUCUUAAAACAUCAAAUGACUCAUACAGGGGUGAAACCUUACACAUGUUUAGAGUGUGGGAAGAGUUUUGCAAGCAAGUCAUAUCUUCUUAACCACCAAAAUAUACACAAAGGAAUAAAACCUUUCAUAUGUACAGAAUGUGGAAAAAGUUUUACAUACAAGAGAGUUCUCCUAAAGCACAUAAGAAUUCAUACAGGAGAGAAGCCUUUCAAAUGUUCAGAGUGUGGGAAAUGCUUUACACAAGAGGAUACUCUUACAUCUCAUAAAAGGACCCACACUGGGGAGAAGCCCUUUGCAUGCAAAGAGUGUGGGAAAUGUUUCACACAAAAAAGUAGUCUUAUAGUUCAUGAAAGAAUCCACAGAGGGGAGAAACUAUUCAGUUGUGUUGAAUGUGGUAAACGUUAUUCAUACAAGUCAGAUCUCGUAAAGCACCACAGGAUUCAUACAGGAGAGAAGCUGUUUACAUGUACAGAGUGUGGGAAAUGUUUCACGGAUAAGCGUACUCUCACAUUUCAUGAAAGGACUCACACAGGUGAAAAACUAUUCACAUGUACAGAAUGUGGCAAAUGUUUUACACAAGAGAGUACUCUUACAGCUCAUAAAAGGACCCACACCGGGGAGAAGCCUUUUACAUGCAAAGAAUGUGGGAAAUUUUUCACACAAAAAGGUAGUCUUACUGUUCAUGAAAGAAUACACAGAGGGAAGAAACUAUUCAGUUGUGUUGAAUGUGGUAAACGUUAUUCAUACAAGCCAAAUCUCGUAAUGCAUCAGAGGGUUCAUACAGGAGAGAAGCUCUUUACAUGUGCAGAGUGUGGGAAAUGUUUUACGCAUAAGAGCAAUCUCACAUGUCAUGAACGGAGUCACACAGGUGAAAAGCCAUUCACAUGUUUAGAUUGUGGGAAAUGCUUUACACAAAAAAGUCAUCUCAUAUAUCAUGAAAAGACCCACAGAGGGAAGUAGCUCUUCACAUGACCACAGUGUGGCACAUUCUUUGUUCUAAAAGUCAGUUUUCCAUAACCACUAAAAUAUUCACACAGGGUAAAACCUUUUUACAUUUGCAAAGUCUAAAAAAAAUGUUAGGACCAAAAGUCAGACCUUAGCCGAGGUGGUAUGGAAAAGCUUUUUACAAAAACAUAUCUCUUAAUGUACACAGAUCUCUAAAGGUAAAACUUUUCAUGUGUAAAGACUGUUACAGAUAUUUUGUUACAAAAUAUUAAUCUUUUUGAAAAUUAAGCAAUUUGCUACAGAGGGCUCUGGAAUGCGGUCCUCCAUGAUAUAUAUAUAUAUAUAUAUAUAUAUAUA
This is a messenger RNA of Bombina bombina (fire-bellied toad), 1724 nucleotides long. RefSeq names its product gastrula zinc finger protein XlCGF26.1-like. NCBI's taxonomy places the organism in Eukaryota, Metazoa, Chordata, Amphibia, Anura, Bombinatoridae. The annotation marks the transcript as partial. The transcript is spliced from 3 exons. The record is from RefSeq and is a predicted model, not a curated record.